Microthlaspi erraticum is the source of this 1332-nucleotide messenger RNA. The record is from the annotation of a GenBank genome assembly. NCBI's taxonomy places the organism in Eukaryota, Viridiplantae, Streptophyta, Magnoliopsida, Brassicales, Brassicaceae.
AUGGGUCAAGGACCAUCCGGAGGUUUGAAUCGCCAGGGAGAUCGGAAGCCUGAUGGCGGCGACAAGAAAGAGAAGAAGUUCGAGCCGGCGGCACCACCAGCUCGUGUAGGGAGAAAGCAGCGGAAGCAGAAAGGGCCUGAGGCGGCGGCGCGGCUUCCGACUGUGACUCCGUCUACUAAGUGCAAGCUCCGGUUGCUGAAAUUGGAACGGAUCAAGGAUUAUCUGUUGAUGGAGGAAGAGUUUGUGGCGAACCAGGAGCGGCUGAAACCUCAGGAGGAGAAAGCCGAGGAAGAUAGAUCUAAGGUUGAUGACCUCCGUGGGACGCCGAUGAGCGUUGGAAAUCUGGAAGAGCUGAUUGAUGAGAAUCACGCCAUCGUUUCUUCUUCCGUUGGGCCUGAGUACUACGUCGGGAUACUGUCGUUCGUCGAUAAGGAUCAGCUUGAGCCUGGAUGCUCGAUUUUGAUGCACAAUAAGGUUCUCUCUGUUGUUGGGAUUCUCCAAGAUGAAGUGGAUCCAAUGGUGUCUGUGAUGAAAGUUGAGAAGGCUCCUCUGGAGUCGUAUGCUGACAUUGGAGGUUUAGAAGCUCAGAUUCAGGAGAUUAAGGAAGCUGUUGAGCUCCCUCUUACUCAUCCCGAGCUGUAUGAAGAUAUUGGUAUCAAGCCACCCAAGGGUGUGAUCUUGUAUGGAGAGCCAGGAACUGGGAAGACACUGCUUGCUAAGGCGGUGGCGAAUUCUACAUCAGCUACUUUCUUGAGAGUUGUUGGUAGUGAGCUGAUUCAGAAGUAUUUGGGAGAUGGUCCCAAGCUUGUGAGGGAGCUUUUCAGAGUUGCCGAUGACCUUUCACCGUCAAUUGUCUUCAUUGACGAGAUUGAUGCUGUUGGUACCAAGAGGUACGAUGCUAACUCAGGAGGUGAGCGUGAGAUCCAAAGAACUAUGUUGGAACUUCUGAACCAGCUCGAUGGAUUCGAUUCAAGAGGAGACGUUAAGGUGAUCCUUGCAACAAACAGAAUCGAGUCUCUUGACCCGGCACUUCUUCGACCUGGACGUAUUGAUAGGAAGAUCGAGUUCCCUCUUCCAGAUAUCAAAACUAGAAGACGCAUCUUCCAGAUACACACAUCGAAGAUGACUCUAUCGGAAGAUGUGAACCUUGAAGAGUUUGUGAUGACGAAAGAUGAGUUCUCGGGUGCUGAUAUAAAGGCUAUAUGCACUGAGGCUGGUCUACUUGCUCUCAGGGAGCGUCGUAUGAAGGUGACACAUCCGGAUUUCAAGAAAGCGAAGGAGAAGGUUAUGUUCAAGAAGAAGGAAGGCGUCCCUGAAGGCCUUUACAUGUAA